UCAAAAAGCCCAAACGACAAUGGGCACACCCACACAGCAAGUCAGGACUGCAAAUGAGAAAAUGGAAAUGGACAAAUGAGAAAGGAAAGCCUUCUUCCAAAGUAUGGAUUUAGAAAGUGCUCUUACCGAUGUAGGAUCCCAAAAGAAUGAAAUAGUGCUCUUUGAAAAAAGACCACGACAGUAGGGUAUCGGCUGAGACAGCCAUGGGCACACACGCUUCUUCCUUUGCGUCGGACACCAGCUUUGCACAACAAUACCUUCUGAUGAUUGAGCCGCAGCUGUGUUUAUGUUUUUGUCGCUCGCAAGAAGGUUUUCGCACGAGAAGCCCUGCCCCAAGGCACCCCCAACCACCACCAUUGUGAUUGGAGGUGAAGCAUCCAGACCCUACAGCAUGCUACGCCAAAUUGAGACGUCUAGAGGUGUGCUUUCCGUCAUCUCGUUACCAAAUGUGUUGCUAUGGUAAAGGCAAACUCGCUGAGCGCUAAAUUGCUGGUCAGAACGCUGCCAGUGCUCAGCCCUGUGAGAAGGCCACAGCAGAACAGCAGCCACCCCACUAGCAAUUCUCGCAGGGCAAUCCCUUCUAGUCGCCGCGCAAUUGCAAUAGCGAUGAUCUCCGCAGGGCUGGAGGCUUCCCAGCAAGAUGAGUUGAAGAGUUGUGCGAAAACCACGGAAAACACCACGGCAGCUGCAGGACCUUGAAGCAUUCGAUACAAAUCCUUCAGGGGAACCAUGGGGGAUGUCCUAAUGUUAGGAACGUUCGCACCACAGAAUACACAGAAGACGACGGCCAGCCGUGAAUGUACGCACUACCUUGUGAUAACGAGAAUGGCGACAGCGAGAAGAGUGAAAGGAAAGAUGAAUGGGAGCGAGAGAGUGGGAAAAUCCCACCGCGCCUCCGAUACUCCAAAGAUGUCAUCAACCUUGAUAGCGAGUGAUUCGGAUAAGGAGAGCUUGCCAAAGCUACCCAACGACACCUGUCAAAAAAGGAGAAUGAAACUUCCCAUCUUCAGCGCGCCUUGGUCGCCCUACCUCCAACAGCAUCGCCUCGCUCUCAGGAGCUGGGAGAAGGUGGGGCGUCACACCGAAGACGCAUAAAGCAGCUGCUAGUGCUCCAACGCACAGCUGCAUGCGGUUCCGUUGGAGCUUGUGCGUCUGCUUGAAGGAUCUCUGAAAACACCGGACAGAUAGAUAUAGAUAGACGUAUACGGACCUGCUCGCAACUACUGCAAAUCUUGUCUUUACUUGAUCGACGCCUAAGAGUUCUGCUGUGCCAAGCGCUCUUUCGGCUUCCUCGUCAGAGAGUAUAAUAGGCAUGCGGCUGCCGUAUGCCUGACGCAUUGCGUCCUUGCGAUGCCAUUCCCGUAGCCUCUUCUCCAGACUCCCCUGCUCCUCGUCGGGGAAUACAGGGGUUUGCAGCCUGACGUUCCUAGUGUCCCUCCUCAAUCCCGCACCCUGCUUCAUGCCAUCGGCAGCAACUGUCGACUGCCAUAUCGAGGGGCCAGGGUACGUCAUCGACGUAGGCCGGGCGAGGGAAAGCGGGGCGACACAACGACUUUCACCAGAGUCAGCGGCCACUUUGACUUCAAACAGCGAAGCCACUGAGAUGGCGCUCUCGGAAGAGGCUACAUGCACGCAGACACUCAUUGGACACAUAAUCGCUCCUUGUGUCUUCUAGUGUCCUACCUCUGCUCCGCGACGCCUGGGUGUUGGCGCAAGACUUGCUGUGAUGACAAUUGGAUUGAUCACAUGCGACACAUCCUCUCAGCACCCAUAGGGCACGCUGGACUGGCAAACACUCAUUGGGAGCGAAGGAGCCAAUAUAGUCACUCCCCAAGGGCGUUUCGUCGGUCGAGGGACUGCUCAUUGCCAGUGCAAACGGCCAUUGUGCCGUCAGCUGCUCUGUGUCCAGUUCAGGGAAAUUUGGCGUUGGUAGGCUGUCCUCCAGCUGAUGGUUGUAGCCUGCCACAAUGCAUGAGGGGUGCGAGACAAAGUGUCAUCGCCUUGGCUGCCUUCUUGUUUGUUCACUCCUCCUUACCUAAGCCCAAUGGCAAGUCAACCCGGGGGCAAUCUUGGGUUUUCGGUGCGUUCUCUUCCUCCCGGAAAUCGCCGUCGCUCCCUUCUGCUAUGCGCUGAUCUAUCGUACAUGCACCUGGGGAUCUGUCGUUUUUGCACCUGGGAUGUACAAUCGGAAUACGAGUGAUCGGUCGCUCGGACCCACUCUGUAUCGUCAUGGAUGUCGCAGUCCGCGUAGAAGGCGUGUCUCUGUUCGGAAAAUGUGUCAUUCCGCCAGCCAUGUCCAUCGGAUACCGACCUCCCUCAGAUAAUGAGUCCGAGUGAAUGGAGCCAUCGUCUGAUCCCUCAUCGUUGUUGAACGGGCCCUCACUGGAACUCGGGGGAUCCUCACUCAGACGAAGAAGGAAGCGGGUGGCUAUGAGUGCGGCAAAAGUGCCUAUGAUACCUCCACCAAUGAGGCUGAGCUUGACGUCAACCAAUGAGAGCAAGGCUGCUGGCAGGGUGGUACCAAGGGACGAGAAGAGCAACACGGGGAUAACCAUGCUCUGACAGAAUGCAGCGGAUGAUGCAUCAACACAAUGGCGAAGAACGACGAUGGGAGACACCUGUGGAAAGGAGACAGGGUCAAACAU
This is a messenger RNA of Vitrella brassicaformis, 2645 nucleotides long. The record is from the annotation of a GenBank genome assembly. NCBI's taxonomy places the organism in Eukaryota, Vitrellaceae.